This is a messenger RNA of Batrachochytrium dendrobatidis JAM81, 1329 nucleotides long. Its product is annotated as serine/threonine protein kinase SKY1. Lineage: Eukaryota; Fungi; Chytridiomycota; Chytridiomycetes; Rhizophydiales. The transcript is spliced from 10 exons. The annotation marks the transcript as partial. Gene Ontology annotation, biological process: peptidyl-serine phosphorylation; spliceosomal complex assembly; regulation of mRNA processing. Gene Ontology annotation, cellular component: nucleus; cytoplasm. The record is from RefSeq and is a predicted model, not a curated record. Gene Ontology annotation, molecular function: protein serine/threonine kinase activity; ATP binding.
GAUGAAGAAGACGCUGAAGACUACUGUCGAGGCGGAUAUCAUCCAGUCUGCAUUGGUGACACAUAUCUUGAUGGUCGCUACAUUGUUUUGCGUAAGCUUGGCUGGGGUCAUUUUUCCACCGUCUGGCUCGCCAAAGACACCAAGUAUGGUUCGCAUUUCGCUCUCAAGAUUGUGAGAUCUGCUUCAAAUUACACUGAAGCAGCCAUUGAUGAAAUUAAACUGUUAGAAAAAGUCGUCAAGGCCAAUCGAAACGAUCCACAUCGUCGCUAUAUUGUGGAACUAUGCGAUUCUUUCAAGGUUAAAGGUCCACAUGGAACUCACAUUGUCAUGGCAUUCGAGGUUCUUGGUCCUAAUUUAUGGAAUAUGAUUCGAAGAUAUCAUCGUCGUGGUAUCCCCAUUGAUAUUGUGAAACGCAUUACCAAGCAGGUUGUGAUGGGUUUAGAUUAUCUACAUUCCGAGUGUGGUAUUAUCCAUACUGAUUUAAAACCAGAGAAUAUUUUAAUUGCCAUUGAUGUUGAAAGUGUAACUUCGAGCAUUUUUGAAAAUAACGACUUUGAGGAUCAUUACACUUGCAACGGUGAUGCUGAGGUGGCACGAGCUACUUUACCGCCAUCACCACCAUCUAAUCCAUUGUUGGGAGUUCGUGCACUAAAAGAUACUGGAUCCAUUCGAGGAAAUCAGGACAGCCGUACAUUUCAUCCUGAAUCAUCUGGAUCUGCCAUGUCUAGUAUUGCCAACAGUCUCAAUCUAGAUGAGAAUCAACCCCGUUUUUUGCAUGGAAAGAAUACGCAAGUAUUGGUUUUGGAGAAAACUCUAAGUGACAUCAGUCUAUUAGAUGUGUAUGAAGUACAUGGCUCAAGUCGACUACCGUCAUUGUCCGUUAAGCUAGCUGAUUUAGGAAAUGCAUGCUGGGUAAACCAUCAUUUUACUAGCGAUAUUCAAACUAGACAGUACCGAUCACCAGAAGUCAUCAUUGGUGCACACUAUGACACAAGUGCAGACAUAUGGAGUCUUGGAUGCAUUCUUUUUGAACUGCUUACUGGUGACUAUCUGUUUGAUCCACAGGCGGGAUCGCGAUACACAAAAGAUGAUGAUCAUGCUGCUCAGAUUGUAGAGCUUCUUGGUAAUUUUCCAAAAAAUAUGGCUUUAUCGGGAAAGUACAGUAGCAAUUUAUUUACCAGAAAAGGUGAGUUGCGUCACAUUCACAAACUAAGAUUCUGGAGACUACAAGACGUAUUGCACGAAAAGUAUCAUUUUUCAGUGGCAGAUGCUACUGCUAUUUCAUCUUUUAUUCUACCCAUGCUGGAAAUCAAUCCUUUAAAAAGGUAA